Podarcis muralis (Common wall lizard) is the source of this 1296-nucleotide messenger RNA. Lineage: Eukaryota; Metazoa; Chordata; Lepidosauria; Squamata; Lacertidae. The record is from RefSeq and is a predicted model, not a curated record.
CUCCCUGUAAAGCUUUCCACGGCUCCCCAAAUUUGUGUUUACCAACCUCUCUGCGGUUGUGUUGCAAGGUGCAAUGAGUUAUUGCUUGUCAAAGUAACCAAGAUUCUUGAAAGAAAGGCAUUAUUAUUAAGCAUAAGGCACUGUUAUGGUUAUGAGUCCUGCCUUGAAAUCUUACAACGAGGUGAAUCGCUUGUCACCGUGACUUGUCCAACUUGUUUUAUCUAUCGUGUUGGUGGCUUCGUUUUUUUAAUCCUAAUCCAGCCCAUAAAGCAUCAAAUGUGCAGAGUGAUCAUGCCACACAACCUGCUGUGAAUGUCGCCCAGUGGAGGCGAGGGCUCCUCAGCUACAACCAGUACCUGCAGAUCUGGCACCUCCCUGAACCGGUCUGGUCACGGCAGACAGAGAUCUUGAGCUGCAGGCUGUCUUGUCUUGGAUGAAGGGAGGAGGAGCAAGACACAGAGUGAUAACUCAGCAUAUUGGGUCACGUCCUUUGCAUCAGAUAUCACCAGCAACCUGGAGGUGAUGUCAGGUCUAGAGGCAACUUCUUACUGAGGGCUGGGAAGCUGCAGUGGUCAAUGCGAUCUGGUGCCAACUCAUGAUGCACAAUUUCAAGGCCCCUUCUGCUCUCCCGUCUUCAAGCUCUUUAUCUUUAAACCAGACUUAGACUGGAAAGUGCUUCAAACAGAAGACUACUUCACAUAGAGAACUGUCCCCUGAUAGCCCUUCAAGAGUAGAAGAAUGGCUAGGACGGAAACAAGAACGAGAUACCUGGAGCCUUGGAUGAUUGCGUUGAUUGUCCUAGCGGUGUUUGCAGUCGUAGCCCUUGUUGUCGGCCUGCUGGUUUAUUUUUUGGUAUAUGAUCAGAAGUUGUUCUUUUACAAUGCUUCCUUUAGAAUCAGUAAUGAGCCAUACCAACCGAGUUUGGAAAAACAGACCUCGAAAGAAUUUAGAGACCUGAGCUCCACCAUUGAGACUAUAAUUAAUGAGGCAUUUGAAGGUACUCCGUUGAAGAAAAGGAAGAUCAAAUCGCAAGUCGUAAAUCUACGUGAAGACAACAAUGGCGUGCUUGCAGACGUGGUGCUGGUCUUUAGGUUCAUUGCCUCGGAUAGGAAAGAGGCCCUCUGGAUGAGUGUGAACGAUCUUUUGCUGAGGAGGCUGAGGUUGCCAACAUGGCCCUUGAGGAUUGACCUUUCAUCUUACAAGCUCAGAGAGAUUAAUAAAGCCAACGGUGAACAUCUUAUCAGCAAUUCUCUGAAGCUGUACUGGGUGCGUGGGCUGGAGAACGGAGGUUACUGA